This is a messenger RNA of Notodromas monacha, 4625 nucleotides long. Lineage: Eukaryota; Metazoa; Arthropoda; Ostracoda; Podocopida; Cyprididae. The record is from the annotation of a GenBank genome assembly.
UUUUUUUUUUACAUUUUACUCCAUAGAUUACUUUUAUACAACUUAGUUACGUUUGUAACCUUUAUAGGCUAAGGAGAGGGAGAAAUGACUACCAACGGUGGUCAAGAACCUAACCGACCCGGCAGUUCGGGUAAUGGGAAACGCAAUAGUUCUUCGGAUAAGUCGAAAAGCCGAAGAUCCGGUCUUUGCGAUGACCAAAGCACCUCAUCGGGGCUUCGAAAAUGUGCUUUAGAAAGCGGUCUAAUUGAUAUUUUGGUUCGACAAGUGAUGGGAGCACUGGGUUCCACAGUAACUGGAGUGGCAGCGAAGAGGCUGGCCGAGGAAUUCAUGGCACGUUUACCGGCGAGCCAUUUGAAAACGCUGAUCGUUAGUGCAUCUACGUCCGGGCUACCUGUGAUCAACGUUGCCAUGUCUGCGUGGCAAAUCUAUUCAACUGCGAACUUGAUUCUGGAGAUUUAUAAUACUAUGAGGGCUAGUGGUGAGAUCGAUGAGAAGCCUGCUUUCAUUGCUAAUGAAGAAGAAGCUGCGGAACUCAAUGCAGUAAGAUCUGCUCAUGGAAAACUUCGCCGUAAUUUCGGCCCGCUGAAAUCAGCCAAAAUUAGUCGCUCAGCAUCGGAACCAACUUUGCCUCGCCCCGUUUAUGUCGAAAAAUUGGAAGAACUGGAGAAGUCUUUAGACAAAACAAACGCUAUUUAUCAUAGAAAGUCUACCCCCAACGAGACCGUCCUUGGGAUUGAUAAACCUGUUCAAAUGUCCCUGGCUGUUACUUCUUCAAAGCCUAUUGCACCCAACGAUCCUGCAGCUCGCGUUUCACGAAAGGAUUCGACCCCACUUGAAACCUUCGAACCGAUUCGUAUCAAAAAGUCGGCUCCCACUGAGACCGUCCCUGUGAUCGUAAAUCCUGUUCCUGUGUCCGUUGCCGCAACAGAUUCCAAACCCUUGGAGCCGAGUAAACCCCCUGCUCAGGUUUCGCGCCAAGAUACGACAGUAGUCGAACCCCUCGAACCGGAACGGAUUCGUCGAACCUCAAAUCAAGUUGAUUCUAGCUCUCAAGUCCAAGUCGCAAUUGAGGAAGAAACUUCGCGAGAAAUGGCUCUUCAGAACCUGAUGAAAGAAGCCGGACUUCUAGAAAACUCCGAUGAAGACGAUAUCGUUGAAGCACCCAAGAAAGAGACAAAAAGUCAACCCCGUCGAAAGCGAUCUCCCUCGAUUGCUCACGUUCGAAAAGAAGAAAAUGAUGAUGAAUCUACAACCUCGAGUAGAACUCUGGCGGCUGCGGAAGUUAUAGAAAAUGCCGACGAGAGGCCGACGAAGGAAUCGAAUCGUGACGAGAACGAAUCGACAUCUAGUGUCGUCGAGACCGCGUUGACGGGGGAAGGGCUUGAAGCUGUCGCAGCUGUUGUCGGCGCGGCGAAAACCUUAUCAGAACCGAAUGCGCCUCAAGUCGCCGUCUUAUCUGCUGGUCCCGUGGGCUCGAAGUAUAGGAUUACGACGCUUGAACGUGCUCCUAAUCCCGAAACUCAACCGCAUAUGUCGCCAGCGGUCCAAGCGGAGGCGUCACAGGAAGUCUUGGCUCGAUUGAAACCAUCUGAAAAUCCUCCUGACUCGAAUUCAGUAGGAAAUCACUCGGGGCUUUCUAAUUUAUGGAGCGUAUUGCGAUGGAGAACUAUGAAUGCUUCACCACCCCCGCUUGGAGAACAUACUUCUGAAGAACAUAUGGAUUCCGAAAUCGUGGAGCCAGUAUUCCAAGUUCGAUCUGAACCGAAUAUGCGUUCUUCUCCAAUCUGGUCUACCUAUGUUACGCCUUUUCUUAAAAAGCUGCGAAUCAUUCGUGAAGACGAGCAUAACGAGAAUCCUAGCGAAACAGAAAGAGCUGAUGAGGAAAAUCAAGCUCAAGCCGAAGACACUGAUCAGGAUCAUCCAAAAAGCAAUUCGCGAAGUGGAAAAGCGGAUUACUGGCUUCGCCGCUUGUUCAAUAGGAAAAGCAGCUGUGAAGAAAUUCCCAAUGAAAAAAAGAAAAUGAAAGAGGCAUCAGUUGUUCUUGGUGUGGAAUCCCCAAAACCCGCGGAACCGCCGAAAAAAGUUGAGAAAACAGGCGUUGGGAAAGCUGCGAGUCGCAUUGAAGAAACUGAAGACACCUCGGCUCAACUUCUUUCUCGGUCUGGUCAAACUCAGAUGAACCUCAAGCCUCAAAAACCCAUUCAGUCGGACGAACCUCAACAGCAGGGAGUGUAUGAAGUCAAAGUGCAGCAUCUGCAUCGCGAAGCGCCGGGAACCACUGAGCAAAGGGUACGCGCCCGGCCUGUGGAUGUCAUGAGCGUGGGUACUCCGUUAUUUGCCAAUGUGGAGUAUGUCACGAGGUACGGGCUUCCCGUCGAUCGAGACGAGGUCAAGAGGAUAGCCAUCCCCGUUGUACCCGUGAAUCAGCAUGAUGACGAGGACUUUGACGACUCUACGAGUAACCCGCGUACGAAGAACAGCACUGCGAAGAACUCCGAUACUGCCCGUGGGAAUGAUGGGGUGUUGGCAUUAGCGAACAACUUGCGAGCUGAAAUGCGCGUCUCUUCCGGUGGAAAUGUUAGUUCGAAGAAGCCGUUGGUGCUUCAGGAGUCUCGAGCAGAAAAAAGUUGCUGCCAAGGGCGUAAACAAGGUGGGAGUGGGAAUCCCAAAGGCGCUUGCGGAUGCAAUCGUAAACCAAGCUCGCAGUCUGAUACGGAAUCCUUCAAAAUCCGUUUGCCGACUUCAGCGUGCGUAACGCACGAUGGCCGCCACGUGCCCGUUUUAAUUUUGUACGGGUCUUCAGUUUUACUCCAGACGUCGGCAUUUCGAGGCACGAUUCACGCCAGGAACUAUGAAGUCGCUCAUAAUUUUGUCUUCCUUUUUGUCGGCAUGUUGGGGUAUGCAUGGGCUCCUCAUUCCAAGAUCGUCGGCGGAGAACUCGCUGAGCCUGGUCAGUUCCCGUACCAGGUUUCCUUCCAAGUCAAUUACUUCGGAUACUCGCACAUCUGUGGAGGUUCAAUUUUGGACGAAACUACAGUCAUCACCGCUGGACACUGCUGCGAUGCUGGCUUCAACGCAGAUGAGAUGCGCGUUGUUUUGGGGGAACAUGACUUGAACGACGACGAAGGGAAUGAACAAUUUGUGGAUGUCAGACAAUAUAUUCUGCAUGAAGAUUACAGUUCAUUUGAUCUGACGAAUGACAUCUGUCUGCUGAAGCUUGCGGGAAGUAUCGAAUUUAUUGAUGGCGUUGCCGCAACUAUUACACUUCCAGAAUCAUUGGAAGAAACAAAUGUAAAUUUGGUUGUCAGCGGCUGGGGAACUGAAUCCGAAACUGGAGAUCUGGCACCAGUCCUCCUUUUCGCAGAAAUACCCACCUUUACAGAUGAAGAAUGUAUUGAUCUGUACAGCGACUUCUUCGUUCAACCCGUGGAAUCCAUGAUUUGCGCUGGUGAAUCUGGGAAAGAUCAUUGCUUCGGUGAUUCUGGUGGUCCCUUGGUGGAAAUCGGGACGGACAAACUGAUCGGCAUCGUUUCGUGGGCUGAUGGCUGCGCUCGUCCUGGUCGUCCCGGCGUGAACACGCAAGUUUCAUACUUCAUAGAUUGGAUUACUGAAAAUCGCGGUUGAAAAAUUCAACUGCAUUUGAGAAUUAUAUAUACAAUUCGUCGUUGUAACGUUCACUUGCGAUUUAUAUGUCAUCAUUUCUGGCUAGUGUGAUCUCUUGUGCUGCCAACGGAUAUUUUCGAAAAUUAUAACCGAAAGUUACGAAUUUAUGAGGAAGAUAAUUAACGCAUAAGAAUUCCGGAUUGAUUAAAUCCAAAGCUUGAAUUUCCAUUUUCCACCCUGAAGAUCGAAGGCAAGUCAACUGUGGAAAGAAGAAAAAAAAAUUAGAUUAGUAAUUCUGAAUUAUAAUAAAAAUGUAUUGAGGAAGUGUAAAAAGAUUAUCUCAAUUGGACUCCACUUCUUAUAUUUCUGUAGUACAGUAUAUAAAAAAUCAUUACAUUGUCCAAGUUGAUAAGGUUCAGAAUUUUUUUAUCGGAUAAAAAAAAAAAUCUUUUUCAAUUUUGCAUGAUUACAACCGACAUUUUUCAUUAAUGUUACACAAAGCUUGAAAUUUUUUCAGAAAACUGAAAGUUUUUUCUUGAUUAUAAAUGUUAGGCACCCUGUACAGAACUCUUCAUGUAACAGGAAAGGAAAUUUUUUCAUUCAUUAUACAAGAAAUUGAAACAAUUUUUUUUAAUUCACGUCAUGGUUUACCAUACCGUUUAAAAAUCGCCUCCCAAGUUAGAAAUUUAAGGUAACCUAAUAUAAUAUGGGACUAUUGAAUAUCAAGAGAAUGUGCAACGGAAACAUUAAUUUUAUCAAAAUCUAGAUGAAAAAAGUUAGCAUUUUCGCGAUCAUAAUAUUACCUCAUCGUUCAACUCGUCACACAUCUCAACAAACGGAUUCUUCAUCAAGUCGUUGAUUUUCUUCCGAUCAAAAUCACUGAGGGCAAGCUUCGCCUCCUGCGGUACUUGAUAAACAUCUGCGUCUGAUGAUUUCAUCCCAAGCCACUGCAUUUCUGAUACUGUUAAUGAUUCGUUCUCGUGCAUCCUUGCCUGCAAAAUAUAUCCAGCGUUACAAAACAA